AUGGAAGUGGUCAAUGAGAAGGUCAUAACAAUCGUGGCCAUGGUUGCGACGCCGCAUCAAUCCGGCGUCGCGAGCAUGUCCACGAUUCUUAUGACCUUCUCAUUGGCGGCAGUGUCUAUCGAGAUGGUUGAGGUCAACAACGACCUGCCUUUCAAACAAGCGAAGAACACGACGAAGACAUGGGAUGCGGUGGCGGACAAGCUCUGUCAGGUUCCUGGAUUUGGCAAAAGCGGGUUGGAUAGAAAAAAAGCCCCCAGCCGCUUCUACCAAUUCCUGCGUGUGCACAGGAAGUUCCAGGUCGGUUUCAAGUACCUCUCCGGUGUCAAACAAGACGACACAGGCAAGAUCAUGCUGCUCGACGAGUUGUUUCAGCUCUUCGACGAAGCAAGCGACGAACGAUAA
This is a messenger RNA of Aphanomyces astaci, 402 nucleotides long. RefSeq lists its product as hypothetical. The record is from RefSeq and is a predicted model, not a curated record. The transcript is spliced from 2 exons. NCBI's taxonomy places the organism in Eukaryota, Oomycota, Saprolegniomycetes, Saprolegniales, Verrucalvaceae. The coding region runs from base 1 to 402 and encodes 133 amino acids.